AUGUCGACCACCGACGCCGAAGUUGAUCCCGCCGUGUGGAAUGCAAUUGCAGGCUCCUCUGUUCAAAUUCCUCCACGCAGUUCCCGCGUCUACUACUUCCCACAAGGCCACCUUGAAAAUUCAUCGGCAACCCCAAUUCAGAGCUACCAUUUAUUCCUCAGUCGACCCUUUAUUCUGUGCCAGGUCAGUUCUAUUCAAUUCCUCUCCGAUGAAUCCGAUCAAGUUUAUGCUAAAAUUCAUCUGCAGCACCUCCACCCGCGCCGUCCUCGCCUCAGAGACAUUGGCAAUAACAGUGAAAAUGUGCAAAACGACUUGACUUCUUAUGCCAAGAUUUUGACUCGGUCCGAUGUUAACAAACAAUACGGUAGAUUUUGUGUUCCCAAAUCUUGUGCUGAAUUGAUUUUCCCCUGGAUCGAUUUCUCUGCUGAGCCACCAACUGCAUUCCAGAAUUUGAUAUUUAAAGAUAAUUUUAACCUUGCAUGGGAGUUUCGCCAUGUUUAUGGGAUCCGGCACUUUCUAACCUCUGGCUGGAGCAGCUUCUUGAACAGCAAAAAACUUGUUGCCGGGGACUCGGUUGUUUUUAUUCGCAAACACUCCAGCAAUGAACUCUUCAUCGGCAUUAGGAGAUCGAUUCGCGCGGACAACAUGGGGAGGUGGAAUUUCCCAUUGGCAAAGAGGGAGGAGAGGGAAAAAUUGGCAUUGGAGGCAAUUUCUUUGGCCGAUCAAGGAAUUUCUUUUGAUGUAGAGUAUUAUCCGAGG
Olea europaea var. sylvestris is the source of this 759-nucleotide messenger RNA. Its product is annotated as auxin response factor 22-like. The record is from RefSeq and is a predicted model, not a curated record. Lineage: Eukaryota; Viridiplantae; Streptophyta; Magnoliopsida; Lamiales; Oleaceae. Gene Ontology annotation, molecular function: DNA binding. Gene Ontology annotation, biological process: response to hormone; regulation of DNA-templated transcription. The transcript has a single exon. The annotation marks the transcript as partial.